Lingula anatina is the source of this 2963-nucleotide messenger RNA. RefSeq names its product stimulated by retinoic acid gene 6 protein-like. Gene Ontology annotation, cellular component: plasma membrane. Gene Ontology annotation, molecular function: signaling receptor activity; retinol transmembrane transporter activity. The record is from RefSeq and is a predicted model, not a curated record. Gene Ontology annotation, biological process: vitamin A import into cell. Lineage: Eukaryota; Metazoa; Brachiopoda; Lingulata; Lingulida; Lingulidae.
AGCGCCGAUACGUGUUAACUAAUCAGCCAAUUAAGCCCGUUAUUGUUCUAGAUUUUAGUAGAUAUUUAACGGUGAUAUAACCAAUACAACUAUAGUUAUCUACACCACAAUGAUGUUGUCAGUUUUCGGAGUUCACUGUAUCCGGAGAUCGAUGUGAGAUCCUCGAGGUUAUUGUAAACUGAGCUCUAAUAUAAUCACUCCUCUGCCGUUUCCAGCAAUAUAAUUGAGUAUAAUGGAUGCAAUUAUGAUGGAUGCAAUUAACAGCAACAUAACUGAGUGGAAUCUGUGGACCAAUCACUCUGAAUGGGACACGGGGGACAGCACAUAUGUGUGUGAUCAACAAACAACAGACUUGUAUCUUCUUUUGAGGUUAUGUUUUCUGGCCCUAAGUGUGAUAGUGUUGGUGAUCUUUUCAUUCACUGAGAAAAGAAGAAAUCUGUGUUCUGGUUGCCUGCAUGGAAGGCCCGGCAUAGUGUUCCCUAUGAACUGUCUAGAAUCUCGUCACGAUCGUUGGGCCUACGCUGCAGCCUACGCCGUGUUGGCGAUCUCCGUGCUGGACUUCUUCCUGUUUGAGGACCAAACGACAGUGGGACCACCUUACAUGAAACAACUCUCAUUGGUUUUGUUGGUACUUAGAUACGGUUUGGUGGUUUACCCCCUAUUUACCGCCAUUACGUUGAACACCAUCUUCAGCUACUCCAUUGGAUGGGUGUACUUAAUCAUUUACAUGGGUAUCGAGGUCCUUUAUAGAGUAGAAUGUACCGGAGACCAGGUGUGGGUUAUGUACCUUGGGAUGUGCCUUCCAGCCUACCUGGGGAUGGUAAUAUUGUUCGUGGAUUUUCCCGUGCAAAUCAUUAGACACAUCGUCUAUAGGAUCAAAUAUCGCUCAUUUAAAGAGCGAAUCAACCAUUUUCUACAAGAGAACUACCAAGCCAAAUACGUGAGAGUCAUACUGAAAAAGAAAGUAACAAUAGAUACUCAGGGCCUCUCUAGAGGAGCCAGGGUCAAAUCAGGGUGUAUUUCCCUUUUUAAACGUUAUACCUACACUAGGAUGCCUGGCUAUAAAUACUCGACGCGUAUGGUGACCACUUUUACUGUUGCUAUAAUAUUGGUGUAUGCUUUUGCCCUGAUGUUCUAUUUUUUAUUUUUAUCUAUCGUGGAUGAUUAUGGUGCCUACUUAGAGUACUUGUAUUCGGAUUUUGGCGUUUUAAUUCAAGUCACACGGGGCUGUGUGAUCGGGGCACUGACUAUAGCAUUCCUGGCCUCGUUAUUGACCAUUGCCUACAUGAUGGCUAACUUCAGGGAAAACCUUAUGGCAAUCCAACGAGGAGACUACUCUAACAUUCCGCCUCCAUCCAAGAAGGGGAAUAUUGGCUGGAUGAUGGGUUACGUGAAGUUUGCAGGGUUUCAAGUGGCAUAUAUAACAUGGGCCUUCGUUAUUCAUGCACUUGUCUUGACUGCUGUGUUCGUGCUGAUUGGUAUAGUGAUUGCUCUCCUAGUGAUGGAAAACGCCGCAGUAGAUAUCUUGAUUAUGAUCUUGCAGUACGCAUGGCCAUAUGCAGUGACUACCAUCGUUUUGCUUAUAAUACAAAGACUUUUGACGUGGUUAGUAUUUCUACAAGAGCGAGGGAAGGUUCUUGCUGUAAAUAACAGAAACCUGAUGUUCAAUUUCCUGUUCUUUAUGUUCAUCUACAACAUGUUGCUCGGGCUAUUUUCCACUCUCAUGCGUAUACUUAAGGGCAUGGCGGUAGGACUUCUGUUCUUAGGAAGGUUGGACCACAGUACUCUACCAAGACACGCCGACUUGAUGCUCGAUCCGGGCUAUGGGGCAUACGUCGGCAUGCUACACGUGGAAAAUGCCCACACACACCCAGUGAUGGUUACCUUCGUGCACAUUUUGGUCAUUGAAUUCAAUAAAAAGAACGCCGCAAACGAUGAUCUGGAUGACGAUCUGACGGUCGUUCACCACACCGAACCGGUCGCCAGCAAGACGGAGAAUGGCAUCAAAAUGGAGCUCAAAACCCCAGAGGAAGGCGUUACACGUGCUCGAACUCGUUGGCUCCUGGCUUAUACGUUGUUGAACAACCCCAAGCUUAUAUAUGAACGAAAAAGAGCUCUAGGACAAACAAGAAAAUCUUUUGCCUUUUUGGGUGAUGCGGGCGGUGAAGAUUUGUCACAGGCAACAAAAUUGUAGACAAAUGAUCAAGUUUGAUACUCUGCAAAGAAAAAGAAAGGCUUACGCUAUAAAGAGACAGUAGAGCUUGCAAAGAUACAGACACCAGACAAUGCAAAACAUUGCAACAUUGUUAACAAAAGAAAAAAGAGGGAAAGAAAAAAAUGCAAAGAAAAACUUUUGUAAAAAUCUUUUUGUACUGAUUUUUGAUAAGAAGCUGCAUUGUUACUUAACAAAGACGCUUAGUGAAUAUGAAGUAAAACGAGAAUAGGCCUACGACUUGCCACUAAUGGAUCGAACUUUGCCAUAGUUCACGCACAAAAAAAAAAAGCUUCUAAAAAUAAUCAUUUUAUGCUUAUUUGACAGCAGGCUACGUUUUGUUUUCAAAACGAAGGCACUCAGAUAAUUUCAAAGCAAAAGUUUGGUUUGGCAAUUGUAGCGUGGGCAGCAUGGACACACACGAUGAUCAGAAUAUAUGUAGACAAAAGCAGUGUCUGCAUGGAAAACGUCAACCCCACCGCUUCAUUUUAUCAUAACCAAGCACGUUCCAGAAAACACUGAAUAAAAAAUCCAAUGUACAUGUACACAGUCACUGGCUUCAUGCACAGCGUGUCACUUUUUAGGCUUCAGCAUUCAUAACCCCCAAGCCAAGACGGAAUGUGUUUAAGAUUUGAAGUGUUGUGCAGCUCCUUUUCUAGCCAAUUUUAACACAAGGUCGUAAACGUAUUUAACUCUUAUUACUUUUUACAUUUUACAGGGUAAUGUAUUUCCGAUAUUGUAUUUUUUUCUU